This is a messenger RNA of Drosophila navojoa, 352 nucleotides long. RefSeq lists its product as uncharacterized. NCBI's taxonomy places the organism in Eukaryota, Metazoa, Arthropoda, Insecta, Diptera, Drosophilidae. The record is from RefSeq and is a predicted model, not a curated record.
CGCUCAUCGCUCGUCAUGCAGUUCACUUGGAUUUUGUUGUCGCUGUCGAUGCUGGCAAUGCACAGCUUCGCCCGGCCCACGGCCAGCACAACGAAGCCACAGAUAUUCAUUGCCGAGCCGAUGCUGUAUCAUUUUAUUACGGAGCAUCGGCCCACAUCGAUGGGCCAGAACUAUUACCUCAAGCCCGGCCAGCUGGUCGGCACAUUCAGCCUCGACUCGGGCACGCUGCACGUGAAGCACGAGGACAGCAAGCGACCCAUCAGCAGCAAGCUCAACAUUCUCUUUGUGGCCACGGCCAAGGAGAAGGAUGCCGCCACCUAGGAAUCAUCUGCGAACCUUAUAUACAUGUAUA